Messenger RNA from Penaeus vannamei (Pacific white shrimp), 935 nucleotides. NCBI's taxonomy places the organism in Eukaryota, Metazoa, Arthropoda, Malacostraca, Decapoda, Penaeidae. The record is from RefSeq and is a predicted model, not a curated record.
AAUGAUAAGAAGAUAAAGAAUUAGUGAUAUGGUAUUUCAUGCUCACAAAACCUUACCCUGGGCACGAGAAUAGACGCGAUGUCGACCCCGAUAGGAAAUGAACAACUGCUGGCUCUGGUCGAUUCUGGCGACGAGGCGGGGCUGGGAACCGCUCUUCGCUCCCUUUCCUCGGAUGAUCUCGAGGCUUUCUUGGCCGGGACACUGGAGACUCCGCGCCUACCCAGAUUCCUCACUUACUUGCUGUGGCCUUUCAUCCUCCUCUUCGGGAUCUUGCGGUCAUCCUGCGAGACUCCCCUGCACCGGGCUGUCAGGAAGGGCCAAAGUCGCGUGGUGAAAGUUCUCGUCAAUUUCGGGGCCAAAGUGGACAUUGAGAACCAGGCCGGUCUGUCGCCUUUACACGUGGCAGCCGCACUGGGAUACGAGAAGGUGGUUGAGGCUCUCCUCGACCUUCGGGGGGACGCGAACAAGGCGGAUAGACAAGGCUGGAUGCCCAUACACCAUGCUGCGUUCAAAGGUCACGAGUCCCUGGUGGCGAUGCUGCUCAACGGGGGCGCCGAGCCAAACGCGCAGAACGGAAGUGGAUGGACGGCAAUGCACUUGGCAUCUGCUAGUAAUAAGACAUCUGUGCUGAAGACACUUCAUGGGAAAGGAGCCCACUUAGAUGAUGCAAAUAGUGAUGGUGACACGCCAUUGCACAUCGCAGCUUCAAGAGGCUAUCUUUACACUCUCUUCACGUUGGUGAAACUGGGAGCAUCUGCCAACGAGAAGAAUAAAGCUGGGAAGAUGGCGAGGGACCUUUUGAACACGACCGAAAACGUCUUUGACCUGAUGAAGCAAGUGGUCAAAGACGAGGAAAAAACAUUGAAGGAGUUACAGGUUAGUUAACACAAGAAAAGAAAUGCACUUGAGAGUCAGAAAACAGAAUAAUCAAAUAU